This is a messenger RNA of Penaeus vannamei (Pacific white shrimp), 775 nucleotides long. RefSeq names its product cuticle protein AMP1A-like. The record is from RefSeq and is a predicted model, not a curated record. Gene Ontology annotation, cellular component: chitin-based extracellular matrix. NCBI's taxonomy places the organism in Eukaryota, Metazoa, Arthropoda, Malacostraca, Decapoda, Penaeidae. Gene Ontology annotation, molecular function: structural constituent of chitin-based larval cuticle.
AUGGCUAAGGGUCUCAAAGAUAAACGAUGUGAAUUAUCUUUAUUUGCUUAUAACCUUUCUAUAUCCACUAAUCUGUCAAAAUCUGGCUCCAAGGACACUCCCGCCCAUAAGCAAACCGUCGAAUGGUCGCCCAGGAUAAAGGUCACUCAAGGACUAUAUAAACUCCCGGUCGUUCAAAUGAGGGUAUCAGUCGCCAACCUAAACAACCAGUAUGAACUUUGUGAUUCUCGCCUGCGUGGCCGCCGUGGCCGUCGCCGCCCCCAGUACGCCUACGAGACACCCGCCCCGACCUACCUCGCCCCCGCCGCCUCCACCCGCGACCAGUCCGCUGAGCUGAUCGAGUUCGUUCCUAUCCUGAGGGACGACCGCGUCCACGAGGACGACGGAAGGUACAACCUCGACGUGGAGACUGCCAACGGCAUCUCCAUGUCCCAGUCCGGCUCUCCCGACGGUCCCGACGGCGCCAUCGUCAAGGCAGGACAGUACUCAUACACCGCCCCUGACGGUUCUCUGAUCGAGAUCAAGUUCGUGGCCAACGAGAACGGAUUCCAGCCCCAGGGCGCCCACCUGCCCGUGGCUCCCGAGUUCCCCCACCGAUCCCUCAGUUCGUCCUCGACCAGAUCGCCUUCGCCGCCGAGGAGGACGCCGCCCGUGAACGUGCUGAGGCUCAGGCUUCCGCCCCGCGCCCACCACGCUCUACGGCCAGCCUCAGUAGACUGACUGACGCGGAUAUUUAUUAUAUUUAUGAUGCUUGAAAAACGAAUAAAAGUAUUUC